This is a messenger RNA of Pomacea canaliculata, 2307 nucleotides long. RefSeq lists its product as uncharacterized. Gene Ontology annotation, molecular function: protein binding. The record is from RefSeq and is a predicted model, not a curated record. Lineage: Eukaryota; Metazoa; Mollusca; Gastropoda; Architaenioglossa; Ampullariidae. The transcript is spliced from 11 exons. The coding region runs from base 32 to 1522 and encodes 496 amino acids.
GUGAGGGAAAGAACCAUUCCAAAACAAAACAAUGUCGUGCCAUAAGAUAGAUGUUUACGUGAAGAUUCCAACAGGCAGAAAUGCCAAGUAUCUGAUGAUGUCGCACGAUACAAUAGAGAAACUGUGUGCAAAGAUUGCAGAAGAAGAAAAAGUCAAAGUCAAUCAAGUAAAAUUGAAAUACCAAGGAAAAAUUCUCAACGAGAAACAUUCGAUGUCAUACCUUGGAGUUCGUCCGGAAACAAUAUUAAAGGCCGAGAUCCUGGUGCCUCGUGAUAUAAAGUUGGUGGUUUCAUUGCCAAAAGGCCUAGGAGAGAAGACCAUAAACACAACCAAUUUGGAAACCGUCAGCUCUGUUAUUAACACAAUAGCAGAAGAGAUUGAAGAACACAGCUCUCGUAUAUCAUUAAAAUACGAUGGAAGAGAGGUCAGAGGUCAUACGCUGCUGGAAGCAGGACUUGCAGAUGGAUCUGCGCUGGAUGUGCAACUCAGGGAAGCAGAAAAGAAAGGUUCUCCCGAUGGGGCGACUACAGUGGACGAAUCGGAGGUUGAUAAUGCAGAUUUACAGGCUAUCAAGGACAGUUUUCAUGCUGGUGGUCGUCCAGUAGAAGUCGUUUUUUCCUUCGACACGACUGGCAGCAUGUACUCUUGUCUGCAAGAGGUACGAUCCAAACUUCGCGAGUGCUGCACGAGACUCAUACAAGACAUUCCCAGGAUUCGCAUCGGCGUCAUAGCUCAUGGUGACUAUUGUGACCAGAGCACUUACGUCAUCAAGAGCAUCGAUCUGACGUCAGACACGCAGGCGUUGGUGAACUUUGUAAUGGGCGCUCCCAGUACCAGCGGGGGGGAUACACCCGAGUGUUACGAGUGGGUGUUACGCAAAACGCAAAGUUUGGACUGGUCAGAGGAAGCAGCCAAGGCAUUGGUGGUCAUCGGUGACUGCUUGCCUCAUCCCAAAGGACACACCGACCAACAGGUCUUCUGGCGGGAUGAACUGGCUCUGCUGUCUGGAAUGGGGGUAAAGGUGUAUGGUGUACAAGCCCUCGAUCAGAGGGAGGCUGUUCCAUUUUAUCAGGAACUUGCCGAGGCUUCUGGAGGCCGGUACUUAAGACUCAGACAUUUUGACGUCAUCGUUGACAUGUUUUUGGCGGUAUGCUACCGGGAGGCAGACAACGACAACUUGCAGGCGUUUGUACAGGAAGUCGAAGAAGCCGGAAGAAUGACGUCAGAACGCCGGGAACUUUUUCGAGAGCUGGAGCGGCCUUCCAACGCUCAGUCCUCCGUCUUGAACAAUCAGCAGAGGUACGUUCAAGCAGAGUGGUGGGAUCCUUCCUUAGAAACCAGAGCAAACCCUGUUUACCAUUAUGACGCAGCACGCGACAAAUGGAUUCCUAUAGAAGUAUUUCGCGCGGAAACCAGAAGUGAAACUUUCCAUCACCCAGCGAUUCACUCGGUCAUCGAGCGGCCUCUCCACAGCUUCCAGCGCAAGACACGUCAUGGCAGCAAGCGAUGUGCGAUUAUGUAGUUUAUUGACUAAGAAUAACAAAUAAAUGUCAGUGGUGUAGGUUGUGUGGAUUACACAAGGGCAUAGGCACACACGAGUGCAAGAAGGACUUCACUGGUGUCUUGGAAUACGUUUAUUGAUUACUGCUCCCAUUACUUAAUGUACACAUGUGACGAAAAUGGUAGAAUUUUCUGUAUGUGUGUGAGUAUGCAAAAGCGUAUUUGAACUAAUAUAGUUAACUCAGUUUUACCCAAUACUGUAUACAUAGUGUAUAUAGUGGCGGGCGGGCCGGUCAGAGACAGGAGGCGGGCCGGAUCCUGCCCGCGGGCCGGCCUUUGCCCAGGUCGAUCUGGUUUAGACUGUCGUUCUAAUUUGUGAAACGCUUGCUUUUAACAACAGCUGAUGUCUAUAAAGGACAAUAAUUCCUAACCAGAAAUAUAUGACUAAGAACUUUUUUUAUUUUACUAUUCAAUAGUAUGUAAUGCUAUUUUUCCCGUUCGCGGUCGUUUUUGAUUUUGCCAUUCGCACUGGUAGAAUAGAACGUAUUGUCAUUUGCCAAUUAUCAUCCCCCAGUACAUUUUAUCCCUACAUAUCACAUCAAGACUAAAUGCGCAGCUGCUGUGUCAUGUUUAUUCACGUGAUAAUUUUUGCACUUUAAACCUUUACAUUUCGCGACUUUCGAAACAUUUCUUUGAUUUCCUUUUCUCCUCUCGUUGUUUCGCUACAUAAAAAUAUACUUUGAAUGAGAAUACUUGGUGCUUAUAAAGAAAUAAGGUGGGGUGGAAGUUGUGACACGGAACAAACAC